Molecule: messenger RNA, 4761 nt
Organism: Clupea harengus (Atlantic herring)
Lineage: Eukaryota; Metazoa; Chordata; Actinopteri; Clupeiformes; Clupeidae
Product: corticotropin-releasing hormone receptor 1-like
Biological process (GO): adenylate cyclase-activating G protein-coupled receptor signaling pathway; cell surface receptor signaling pathway
Cellular component (GO): neuron projection; plasma membrane
Molecular function (GO): corticotrophin-releasing factor receptor activity; corticotropin-releasing hormone binding; corticotropin-releasing hormone receptor activity
Source: RefSeq, a predicted model, not a curated record
AUAGAUAGAUAGAUACAUAGAUAGAUACAUACAUAGAUAGUGCCGAUAGGGAAAAGAGAGAGGUUUUGAGUGUGAGAUCGUUGACAUGGAGCCUGUAACAUGAUACUCGGUGGUCUUUUCUCCAGAUGUCUUCUCCAGCUGCGCUCCAUGGGAAUCUUGCAUUUAAGACUGAGUACACAGACUCUUCUCCCUCACAAAGUUGGCGCAGAGGCUAGAAAGGUCCACCGUGAAAACUUGAGACACGCAGAGAAUAAGGAGCCAGCUCACGAAACAAACUGAGUGCACACACUAAUAUUUACGUGACAUAGAGAGAGAGAGAGAGAGAGAGAGAGAGAGAGAGAGGGAGAGAAAGACAGAGAAACUGAGAGUAAACCAUGCAGAAUAUGGUGAUAUAGCCUAAUUGGCUACAAGAUUUGAGGAGGGCGGACGGCCAGGUCACCGAGUGCUUUCCGGGCCCAACAACGCCCCCCUCCGUGCAAGCGGUGGCAGGCGGGCACCUGCGUGACAUGCCCGCUGGUGAUUUACAGCGUGUGCGCUGAAUGGCAUACCGGCAGGGCGAGAUGAGGAGAUAAAGCUGCACGCACAUUUCCGCGCACGUCAAUUCCAGGCUCUCCCUUGACAGUAGCCUAUAUUAUCGCCACGGAACGCAACACCCAGGAAUGGUUUCUCAACAAUCUGACGCGUCGGGUUCCAGGUUCCGCGCACUGGCAGUGAUCUAGGCGAAGACAGCUUUCUGGCACCAAUGCACUCCUAACAAAUGCCACGAUAUUGUCCCAAACAUCGUUAGGAAGCGUAACCAAAGGAAAACACGGGCACCGAGCGUCAAGCAUGAAACGGGUAAUUUAAGAGCUAUGACACAACAUCGUCCAGAUCAAGACUUCUUCAAACUUUAGAGUGAUAACGAGCAAACGCCAAGAAAUCCUCUCGGGUUGACACAGAUGAUUGUAAAGUUGCUGUAAUCAAAAAUGGUUUAUUUAACUACUUUAGCAGUUAUUUUCCCCCACAUCUUUUUUUUCUGAGCGCGGCUGUACAAGACAAAUGGCACAACUGCGCUCGGGCACUCGGGAGCGGCGGUUUGCACCAUGCGCACGGCUCCCAUGACGCAACCGGCCAGGGGCAGAUUUCCGUGAUGCUCCCGCAGGACAUGUUAAUCGCACACCACUGAGAUCCUAUUUUGGCAGGUGAUAAACUGCAGAUGACAGUCGGUCGUCUCUGCGGGCACGACAAACACCCACAAGCGCCAUCAGAUCCAGGUUGUGGACAGCGGUGUGGCAUUCUCUUGCCUGGAAAUGUUUGUGAUUCUUCCGGGUCCUUAAGCGGGCACCUCAAAGCAGUUCAUACAACAGACACGAACAGAGGAAUCCGCAUGCACUAGUUGAGUUAAUUGCUGAAAAACAAAGUGUGCUUGGGAUCACAGUGUCAUCUUGUACACUAUUUGCCCUGCUCCGCGCUGGAACACCAACGCCUAUUACUCUAUUUCAGAACAGGACCGGCUUGUGGAUUUAGCAGUACAGCUGCGAAGAAAUGUGACUUGAAGAGUGUAAAACGGUAUGUUUUGAAGAAGGGCACUAUAAAACGAAGAAUUUUUACCCUUCUCUGCAGAGCUGGAAGGCAGGCACGAGGGGAAGUCUUUUGCGGAUAUAACUCGGACCUUAGUGUCACUUUAAUUAACUCGGCUCACUGCGCGUCCUGUGACAAGCAGCACUGCCCGAGUUGGACCAUGGAAUGCGUCGAGUCAGAGACGCAUUGAUUGAAGGCUCGAAGUGGCGUUCACUUCAGAUGAGUACCUGACGAUUAUUUUGACAGAGAUUACAAAGUAGUGGGGCGAAAAUUAUGACACUCAGUCAUGAUUGUGUAAAAUCAAGCGCGGGAGACUUCGAGAAAAUGCGUUAUACUUUCCCCUUGCAGGUGUCUACGCUGCUGUUUGUGUGUGUGGGGAGUGCAGCUGGAGAGAACACCUGUGACACUCUGAUGAUGGCAUCAGGAAACAUCUCCAUGUAUGCCCUGGCAUCCGGGGACCAGACGGACCUCAAUGUCUCAGGAAUGUUCUGUAAAACCUCCAUCGAUGGGAUCGGUACCUGCUGGCCCAGAAGUCAAGCGGUUCAGAUGGUGUCUCGGCCGUGUCCGGAAUUUUUCCUCGGGGUCCGGUACAACACGACAAAUAGCGUGUACAGGAAGUGCCUGGCCAAUGGGACGUGGGCCCUGAAAGGAAACUAUUCGCAAUGCCGGGCCAUACUCAACACACAGAGGAAGAGUAAGCUGCACUACCAGAUAGCGGUGAUCAUAAACUACCUGGGCCACUGCCUCUCCCUGCUCGCUCUGCUCCUAGCCUUCACUCUCUUCCUGUGCCUAAGGAGUAUCCGUUGUUUGAGGAACAUCAUCCACUGGAAUCUCAUCGCAGCGUUCAUCCUCAGGAACGCCACCUGGUUCAUUGUGCAGCUCACCAUGAACCCAGAGGUCCAUGCCAGCAAUGUGCUGUGGUGUCGCAUGGUCACAGCUGUGUAUAACUACUUCCACGUCACCAACUUCUUCUGGAUGUUUGGAGAGGGCUGCUACCUGCACACGGCCAUCGUGCUCACCUACUCCACCGACAAACUCAGGAAGUGGAUGUUCAUCUGCAUCGGCUGGGGUAUUCCUCUUCCCAUCAUCGUUGCCUGGGCCAUUGGCAAGUUAUAUUAUGAUAAUGAGAAGUGCUGGUUUGGGAAGAGAGCAGGCGUGUACACGGACUACAUCUACCAGGGGCCCAUGAUACUGGUUCUAGUGAUCAACUUUGUCUUUCUCUUCAACAUAGUCAGGAUUCUAAUGACCAAACUCAGAGCCUCGACCACCUCUGAGACCAUUCAGUACAGGAAGGCUGUGAAAGCCACUCUGGUCCUCCUGCCUCUCCUGGGCAUCACCUACAUGCUGUUCUUCGUUAACCCAGGAGAGGAUGAGAUCUCCCAGGUCGUCUUCAUCUACUUCAACUCUUUCCUCGAGUCCUUCCAGGGAUUCUUUGUAUCUGUGUUUUACUGUUUCCUAAACAGUGAGGUGCGCUCUGCGGCCAGGAAACGAUGGCACCGAUGGCAAGAUAAACAUUCCAUCCGCACAAGGGUUGCCAGGGCGAUGUCCAUCCCGACGUCCCCGACACGGUCGAGUUUCCACAGCAUCAAACAGUCAACAUCAGUAUGAGACACAGUGGACUCUUUUCCAUACAGAAAAAAGGAAACAAAGGAAGAGAAAACGAAUGAAUAAAUGCAUGGAAGAGAAGAAAAAAGGAGGGACAAUGGAACGUUAAAGAAUGGAGACUGAAGAGAUGGAUGAGACUGAUGGCAGAGGGAGAAGUGAACGGCUCAACCUUUGGUCCAGGAACUAGAGGAACCAAAUCAGCCGCCGCACAGACCAGUUGAACCAGUGCACAUUAGUGCGCACCCCUUCAAUACCAGUUUCCAUUGUAAGUGACAGACAUGCCAUGGUCGCUCUGGGUAUAGAUGACAUAGGCCCAGGGGCACUUCUAAGGGGUCAAGGGUCACCUCUUGUUAGAGGCCCCUCCUCAACUGUCUCUCCUCCAUGAUGGAGUGUGAUCACCAUGGGCAACCAGUGAGCCGGUGAGCUUCUGUAGCAUGCAGUACCACGCUGCGUGCCACUCCAGAAAGGACCAGUCCCUCUACAGUCUCCCUCCUCCCCCUCACCUGAGACCAUAAUUGCUGCCAUCGUGACUGGGCAUUCGGACUGCAAGAGCAGAGCAUCUCUGACUCUUUGACUGAAAGGGAUCAACUCUAUGAAACAUGAGACUAAACAGGCCUUCAACCUGACUUGCAUUUCUGCUUGCUUUGGCUAGUCCCUUUUCAGUAAAUGUGCACUCACACACAGAAGGAAUAGAGAGUGGGAGGAUAAAGACAAGAUCAAAGCAGUCAGAAGUGGGGGGACAACGGUUGACCCCGCAUAGAUCAACGCUAGGGGGAAUGUGGUUCUUUUCACAGUUAGCUGCUCUCUAGGAAGGGAUUUAUUUUGGGCAGAAGCAGGAGAGCGAGCCAUCGAUCUGUCUGGGUAAGAAAAAGGCCGGAGCGAAGGCCACUGCCAAACCCCUCGACUGGACCUCCCUGCACCUUCUCUGCCUCUGCCUGCUUACAGACGAACGGGCCAGGGCUGGGCUCCGGAGCGGGCUGUGCUGUGGUUGGAGUCCGAUGCGGUGGAGUGCUCAGGAUGCGGUGGAGGACUCAUGAUGCGGUGGAGAGCUCAUGAUGCGGUGGAGGACUGAUGAUGUGUUGGAGUGCUCAUGAUGCUGAGUGCUUCAGUAAGACUUCCUGCUGACCAGCGAUGCGGUAGAGGUGCCGGUGUUUGCAUUUUUUGUUUCGAUUUCAGAUUUGGGCACGAUUAGAGACAUACUUGAGUGGCCUUCUGGACAUUGCUGUGCUGGUGGAAUUAACUUGAGAUAAUUCAACACCCCCCCACCCCCACCCCAGUUAAAAUCAAUGCCUGCACUCUGGGCUACUGCAAAAAUGGCUAAACUGCAAAACAACUGCCUGCUCGUACAGCAUGACUUAACCAGUAAAACCAAAAAGGGAAGACUUGUCUUGGUUGGUUUGAUGUGCUUGAAGCACGAGUACAGGACAGAAUAAACACACUGAAACCAAACCAAAACAAAACAAAAAGGAUGGUAUUUUCCUACAGGUUUAAACACCAUUUUGGAAGCAUGUCUCUGCAGCUGUGGUGAUCAUGUCUCAUUGUUUGUGUAAUCAAUUGAUUUUUUGUUACCAUCAUUACAAUGAUAUGGGAACCCUG